AUGGCCAAUCCAACUGAAUUGCAUUUGAUGGUAGCAAAGAGAAUACUAAGGUACUUGAAAGGCACAAUAGGAUUUGGAGUUUUCUAUAAGCAUAGAGGAUACAAAAGUCCGGUUGGAUAUACUGAUAGUGACUAUGCAGGCGAUGUUGAAGAUAGAAAAAGUACAUCAGGAUAUGUUUUUAUGUUGGGUGCAGGAGCUGUUGCAUGGUCUUCACGGAAACAACCUAUAGUCACACUCUCAACAACGGAAGUAGAAUUUGUGGCUGCAGCAGCAUGUGCAAGUCAAGCUAUCUGGAUGAAAAGAAUAUUUGAAAAACUGAGUCAAGAGGAAAGUAAGUGCACAACAAUUUAUUGUGAUAACAGUUCCAAAAUAAAACUGUCAAAAAAUCCUGUGUUACAUGGCCGGAGUAAGCACAUUGAUGUACGCUUUCAUUUCCUUCCAGAUCUUACAAAAGAUGGCAUAGUUGAAUUAGUUCACUGUGGGACUCAAAAUCAGCUGGUUGAUUUGAUGACAAAACCCCUCACGGUGGUUGUUUUUCAGAAGUUUCGAAGUCAGCUAGGAGUUUGUUGUGUUCCUGAGUUAAACUAG
This is a messenger RNA of Ricinus communis (castor bean), 588 nucleotides long. Its product is annotated as secreted RxLR effector protein 161-like. The transcript has a single exon. The record is from RefSeq and is a predicted model, not a curated record. Bases 1 to 588 code for a protein of 195 amino acids. NCBI's taxonomy places the organism in Eukaryota, Viridiplantae, Streptophyta, Magnoliopsida, Malpighiales, Euphorbiaceae.